Molecule: messenger RNA, 14469 nt
Organism: Orbicella faveolata
Lineage: Eukaryota; Metazoa; Cnidaria; Anthozoa; Scleractinia; Merulinidae
Biological process (GO): receptor-mediated endocytosis
Cellular component (GO): apical plasma membrane; plasma membrane; signaling receptor complex
Molecular function (GO): protein binding; calcium ion binding; hormone binding
Source: RefSeq, a predicted model, not a curated record
CCGUGGUCGUCUAUUUUGUUCUCAGUUUUUUUGUGGUUAAACGUCUGGUUAAGAAGCAAUUUUUAAUUAUAAUAUCAAGGAUCAAACUUAAAUUUGCGAACACCUAACGAGUUAUACCGUUUAGUUUUGUUUCUGCGACUUGCUUAAAAGUUUUGCGCGUUAGUUCAGUUUGACAACGAGAAAAAUGGCGCACUGCUUUUGCUGGUUGUCUCAACGACGAAUGAGAUUAAGCGGAAGAUAGGAUUGCCAAUGGAAAGAGGGGAGAAAUGUUUGUUAUUCUUAUUAUUCUGGCGUUGAAUGAACAAAAAAUUAGUCCGAUCUACUGGGAAAAGAAUGAACGACAAGGCAGGCGUGCUUCGGUCAGCCUGCCUGUCAGAGCAGAUGAUUUUGCUGUCAUUGGGCUCUUACUGUAUAGGUUGAUUGGCGGAGUGGAUGUCAAAGAAGGUAGCCUGAACACUCAGGAAAUCUUUCAAGAUCAAAAUUUACAUUCGAAGGACUUUGCCACAAGAUUCCUGCAAGAUGGAAUACAGUCUUCAACUUGACUGAGGCCGAGAACCGCUCGAACAUAAUAAGAAAUCGGGGAAGCCAUAUAGUUCAUUCACUGGCCGUCCAACAAGAUGACUACUAAGAGAGUCUGAUUACAAUUCGCCUGGAUAGGAUGCAAGCUAGUUUGCAGCAGAUUACCGCCAGCAAGUAUUUUUCCUAAAUUUAUACCUAUAUACCCACACUUGUAUUGAUACAUUCUUGGGUGCCGAGCUGAGAGGCACUGUGAGAGCCGAUGAAGUAUUUUUAGGGCGAUCCGAUCCUGUACAUGUGCCAGAAAGAGGGCCGAUUGAAAAUCUCAGUUUAGAAAUUUAAAAGGUGUUGUACGCAGACUUUUCCAGGUUCUUUUUGCAUGCUUUUCUGUUGUUAGAACUCAAUAUCCUUAUCGGCAAGAUCUAUAGUGCAUUGGUUAUAUUGUGGCUCAAGAUUUAUAGUUUCUUGAGUGAUCGAGUCAAUUAAUUUUUGAGACAGCCAUUUUCACCAGUACCAUCUUUGCUUCCUUAUUCUGACACCAGAAAGUCUACAAAUCGAAUCCAUUUUUCAGUUAACAAGCCAUUAUGCCUAUAUUUUACAUUGUUUGUACCAUAAUGCUAGGAAUCGAUCUAUAAACGACACAGGCAGUCAAAAUUAUAAUUUUGAACACGCUUGAUUGAAAAUAAAACCGAAUGAAAUCAAACGAAACCUAGUGCCGCAUCAAUAAGAAAGUCGGAAAGGGCGAAAUACCCAAUAUACCGGUAACCAGAAAAAUGUUCCAACUAUUACAGGUCACGUUUUCGUCCGGCGAAGAAAGUUAAAAGAGCAAUAUACAGCUUAAGUAUGGAUGUCCACGACCAACUCCACAAUAUAAUGGAAUAAAAUAAUUUAACUUUUGUAGCUUACUCGCCAGUAUGUACAUAUGGGUUAUUGACCAAGCGUGAGGUCAAGAUGGCUGGAUAUUGGCCAGGUCUUCUUUUGCGUGUUUAUGGACCGACUGUAAUCGAGGUCCAUAAGCACCCAAAAACAGAACGAGGCCAAUAUCCCGCCAUCUUGACCGCACGCUAGGUCAAUAAAGGAUUUAUUGUAUGGGAUGAGGAACAAAUUUCUCUCGAGGGACACGGGCAAGAUAGCGCCGUCUUGCCCGCUUGGGUAGCCAAUCACAGCGCGGGACUUGAUGCUAGUUACACUUACUUCCACCAACAGACAGGAGGGGUCGCGGGCGGAAUCAUUUCCAACAUGUUGUACUUGAAAUAAAAAGAUAGCACAGUUGAUGCAAGUCUGAAAGGAACUUAUUUCUAAGGACAAGAAAAUCAAUAAGAAAAAAUACCCCCACUUGAGCACAGAGAGUGGACAACUGCUAAGUGUUUCGAAUCCCAUACUAGUGGCUGUGAUAUAAAAUACAUAACGUGACCGCUACACUCCACAAUGCAGGGUUCUCUUUUGGUUUUGAUACUCGUAGUAGUGACCAUACUCCAUGUGAAAUGUAACCCUAACAAACUAGGGAAAUGGUAAUACCAAAGCUGGAAAGUUUAUUCUGAAGUCAAUGUAGGUUCCGUGUUGAUUACUGUUUAGAUCCUUCCAGACGCCUGCCUGCCUAGGAUUUUCUUUUUACCAGCUUUGCUGAAAUGACGUCAGAUGAGAAACAACAGCAGGCAUUAUCUGGUGUAUUUGUAAAGCCCGGUAUGAUCACGAUGAUUACUACUAGCUAUUGAACGUUUUCACUCAAGGCCAGCAGCCGUACAAGUUCAUUGGAACAAAAGAAAGUGUUUGGGUAAGAAACGAGUUCAACACUCACAGGAUUUUCUUGGGACGCCCGGGGGGACACCAACAUGACCGCCUAUUACGAGUAUCGUUGUAGAGCAGGGUUGUUCCCAGACAGAACUCAGGAUCGCCGGUAACAGCAACAAACUAAUUUAUUUCCGUAAGGUAACUUCACGAAUUUACAGCACUAAGCUUCUUCAAAUUUGAAUCAAGCUCUUUUACAGCAGAACCUCUCGCUCUAAUAUACAUGAGGCUUAAAGUUCUAGAAACUUCUACUUGGAACUAAAUUAAGUAGUUUGACACAAUUUCUAAUCUGAGUAAUUACAUAAGGAUCAGAAUGUUCUGGAAUGUUCUUACAGAAAUUGGUCACGGCUUAAUGACUUCCGGUUCUAGAUUGUUCUAGAAAUUGACUGAGACAAUUUUUCGUAACACCGCCGGUUCGUUGUUUUGUGUCAUCAAUAUGGCUUCUGUGAUGAUUUAGCGCAUAUAGCUGGGGUGUUCUGGGAUGAAUAGCAAUCUGCUUGUGCCCUGCUUGUGCGCCCCUAAAACACGUGGUACCAUGAUGUCCGAAUGAAAUAUUGAUAGCAACCGGCAUGUGCUUUGCAUCAGGCUUAAUCUGAAAUCUUCAAUCCUUUGGAUAAGAUUUACAUCUAACCAGAGCUGACAGCUCCAGAUAGCAAUCGUGAUCAGCUGCCUGCAGACACAAAACUUUAAAAAAAUAACCCUCAUUAUUAUAAACCUUUCGUGCCAGGCAAUACCACUGAACCAUCCUUGUAGUCCAUUCUGAUAAGACAUCUAUUGCUUAUGAUCUGUCCCUGGCCACAGGUGUUUCCCGUUGUACUUGUAUGACCGGAAAAAAGCGGGAAGCCACUGUAUGACAAUAUCAAGCCUCAAAGGCCUCCGGCAACGUUAAAUGUUUUAGUAAUUUGGGUAUCACGCUGACGGCGCAAACAGCCUUAUUGUUACUAGUACUUAGCUGAAGUGCCCAGAGCAAUAAGCGAAAAAGUAAAUCUCUGUUCGCGUCAAACUCACCGACGCAAAAACCUUGUUUGAGUCAUAAUGACGUAAUGAAGAUCGUGAUGACGUACAAAAAGUCACGAGGCGAGAAGAUAAUUUACGAUGGUACGCGGAAAGGACCCAUUCAUCCCAGUAAAGAAAUUACAAUUGUAAAUUUAUAAAUUUGACGCAGGAACUCACGGCGAAUUAUCUAUGCUGUUAAAUAUUUACACUGCUUAUUUUUGCCCUGACCAGAGUUUCCGGUUCUAUCAACUCCAGCGAAGAAACUUCUACCAUAAACUGAGUACAACGUCGCCUCUUUUCGUUCAACGAUUGUACUUUUUUUUUACUAUAUCGAAAACGCUAACAUACACGAGGUUCUACUGAUUUCCAGACGUUUCGAAACUCCUGAUUGACAUAAGGCUAACAACUUCGUUCACGACGCAUACUAUUUUAAGCCGUUUUAAGAAAGACAAUGAUGUCUUCUGAAUAUGGAACAAUUUCCCGUCCUUUUUUGGGGUUACGACAAGUUAAACAAAAAAAAUAGCUCGCAUAGGAAACAUUCCCGGCCAAGAUUUGAACAAUGACGAGCAUGUAAACAAACACGAGACCGCCUUUGAACGGCGCGGAACUUACUCAAAUCAUGGAUUUUGUGGUUGAUGGGGGCAUUUCACGGACAGAAUGUAUUGUCUUUAUGAGUCUUAUUGUCGAAUUACCGUUUUAUGCAAAGGAAGUCAAUGGUAUGAAUAAUGCUUACAAUGUACUAAAACGCUUCGAGUGGAAACAGAGAGCAGAAUAUACUAGCAUGUGGCUUUUAUGAGAACGUUGAUUUUUUUGGUGUUUUAGCCGGUGAGGAACCUUCAAGAACUAUCGCCAUCAAUAUUAAUCAUCUACGACUGAUGUGAAAGUAACACGCUUAAUGCUAUGUCUACACCCGAAGGGGUUUGCCAAAAUCGAAUUCCGCCGAAAUUUUUCCUUAAGGUUGGGAGAUAAAUUGGUGACUUGGUGACUUCUAAACAGCUUCGAACUGAACAACGAAGUGCAUAAUUGUCAUAGAGUAGCCUGGUGGAUUGGAAAUCAACCGCUAACUGAGUUGGCAUCCAUGGCGUCCGCCUUCAUCAUAGGAGAGGCUAUGAAAUUACAAAAGUAACUACAAGAUAUCGAGAUUUGACUCUAUUUAGCCGUUCAUUUUUAAUCGUCUCGAAGAUGUUGGCGCUCUUUCGAAACCGUUGAGUAGUUUUGUGUCGUCGUUUAGCCGGCCAAUUAAGGUAUUAAAUAUUCAAAGCAACCAAUUAUAAGGAAAAUGAUUCACGGCAUGUUUCAAGAACUCGGCGAUAUUCUCUCUUUUCGUAAUUAAGCCGUCUGUCAGAAGUUAAGAAGAUCUAAGAAUAGAGAAAAUUUGUUUUGAUAGUUAGUCAGGUGUUCCAGUAAAAGAUUUCACAUCCGGUUGACGGCUGACGGAAAACUAUCAACUCGAGAGAUAUAUUAGAACUUACGUUCGCCUCCACUGAAACCGGGGCUAAUAUUAACCACGCUGUGACGCAGUUUCAAGCAAUACUUCCUUACAGCACGUCGACCUUGAUACCUGAAAACAGUUCCACGCUAUUUCAGUUUCCACUGGGGAAAAAUUUAGAAAAAAUAGUCUUGUUUUUCUCACGAUCGUUCCAAAUUCUAGUGAAACAAGUAUAAGUUAAUCAACUCGUGUGCCAAACCAAGCCCAAGGGAGAGGGGAUGGUGGACUAAUCGCAAUCCCGACGGCUAAUGGUUAUAUUUGUUUAACUUCUUCAACGAUCUGCUAACUCGUGAAUUCUCUGAACGCUAAAAUAAUAUAAGCGCGUUUCUAAGGGUCUUCUUACGUUAUUUUUUUUUAUUUUAAGAAAUUUUAUUUUCCCGUCAAAAGAAUCCCUCAGGAAGCACGCUCGCGUAGCAGCGUAACACAGCCGGCCAUCUAAAAUGUGCCUGCGACAACUGGGGUAUUGGAGACGACAACAAAACAACAGCAAAGGAUCGAAGACUGUAUAGUCAAACCCCGAAUAUCUUUUUACAGUUUUUAAGUUCGUUUUUCCCUGUUUUGUAGGAAUAUUUCUGGUCAUACAGUCAGCGAACCGGUUGAUUUAGCCACGGGGACUUAGCCCACUCCGUCACAUGACAAGUAUUGCGUCAGUUUUCCCGCGCCACGCUCGUGAGCAUGCGUUCAAUUUGUCAACAAAACAUUGAGUUUUUCAUUCAUUCAUCAGUUUUACCGGUAUUCAUUCCAAAGUCCAACGUGGUUGGCUUGACUUAAAACGAAUUCAACAGUGCAAACCCUUUUUUCUAGUAUCUACCUAGGCGUAAAUUUGAGAAGGAGUACAUACGGUCUUUUUCCCGUUAUUGUGAAGCGAAAAGUAAAAUGCUUCCUCUGACCAAGGCGGUAUGUUGGUGCGUGGCAGCUUGCCUUGUGUGUCUCACAACUACGAACGCAGACUCUGAACGUCCUUACCGUUGUGCUGACAAUCAGUUUUCCUGUACUAAUGAAAAGUGCAUUGUUGCUCGUUGGAAAUGUGAUGGAGAAGAUGACUGUGGGGAUAAUUCUGAUGAAGAUGGAUGUCCUCCCCCAACCUGUCGUCACGAUCAAUUUCAGUGUGCAAAUGGACGGUGCAUCUCAAUGCUGUGGAAGUGUGAUAGAGAUGAUGACUGCUCUGAUGGAUCAGAUGAGCUUAACUGUGGUAUAUAUCUACCUAGGCGUAAAUUUGAGAAGGAGUACAUACGGUCUUUUUCCCGUUAUUGUGAAGCGAAAAGUAAAAUGCUUCCUCUGACCAAGGCGGUAUGUUGGUGCGUGGCAGCUUGCCUUGUGUGUCUCACAACUACGAACGCAGACUCUGAACGUCCUUACCGUUGUGCUGACAAUCAGUUUUCCUGUACUAAUGAAAAGUGCAUUGUUGCUCGUUGGAAAUGUGAUGGAGAAGAUGACUGUGGGGACAAUUCUGAUGAAGAUGGAUGUCCUCCCCCAACCUGUCGUCACGAUCAAUUUCAGUGUGCAAAUGGACGGUGCAUCUCAAUGCUGUGGAAGUGUGAUAGAGAUGAUGACUGCUCUGAUGGAUCAGAUGAGCUUAACUGUGAUCAAAACAUAACAUGUGGACCCAAAGAACUUAAAUGUGACAAUGGCAAAUGCAUCUCAGCCCAAUGGAAAUGUGAUGGACAGAAUGACUGUGGGGAUAAUUCAGAUGAGGCUCAGUGUGCUGAAGCCGGUGGAGAGCAGGCAACGUGUUCUUCUAAUGACUUUUCAUGUUCCAAUGGCCAUUGUGUGUCUCAGUCUUGGUUAUGUGAUGGAGAUAAUGACUGUGGAGAUAACUCUGAUGAAGAUCCCCAGCAGUGCACUUCCAAAACUUGCAGUUCAAACCAGUUUACUUGUGGAAAUCAGCAGUGUAUUCCAAGGCGCUGGAGAUGUGAUGGAGAUGAAGACUGUCCUGAUAGGUCAGAUGAAGCUGGUUGUGUAAAUGUAACAUCUCGUCCAUCCACUUGCUCGGCAAAAAUGUUUCACUGUGCUGAGGGACACUGCAUUCAAGGCCAGUGGCGGUGUGAUGGAGAAGAUGAUUGUCCUGAUGGAUCUGAUGAGCAAGGAUGCCCUGUUGGAAACUGCACCAGUGACCAGUUUUCUUGUCAUGGUGGAGGUUGUAUACUAAGCUCUAAAAAAUGUGACGGGACAUCAGACUGUGAGGAUGGCUCAGAUGAGUCAAAUUGUGUUACAUGUACAGAGGAAGAAUUCAAGUGUGGAAGCACACAAUUAUGCAUUGAAAAAACCAAACUCUGCAAUGGAAGAAAAGACUGCCCCAAUGGAGAGGAUGAAGAGCAGAAUUGCGAUAUUAAUGAAUGUAUGGACCAUAAUGGCCACUGCCAACAUACUUGUACUGAUUUAACAUUUGGCUAUAAAUGCUCUUGCCAUACUGGCUUCACCUUGGCUGAAAACAAGAGAACAUGUGAUGAUAUCAAUGAGUGUGAUGUGUAUGGACAGUGCACUCAACAGUGUACCAACACAAAAGGAAGCUACAAGUGUACUUGUAAACCAGGUUAUGGUUUUGAGCCUGAUAAAAAGACGUGCAGAGCUUUAGAGCAUACACCAUACCUGCUGUUUUCAACACAACACAGCAUUCGCAAGCUUCCCUUGGAUGCUAGCUCCAACGAGUACACUGAUGUUGUCGUUGAUCAGAAAGGUAUUGUUGGUCUUGACUAUGACUACUACAACAACUAUGUGUACUGGACAGAUGUGAGAGAAGAGAAGAUUUGCCGUGCUCACAUUCCAAGCCCAGGAUCAGAUGCAGUUCACUGCGACCAGAUUGUGUCCCAUGUUCACACCCCUGAUGGCAUUGCUAUUGACUGGGUCGGCAAAAAAAUGUACUGGACGGAUGGAGGCUACAACAUGAUUGAAGUGGCCGAACUUGAUGGUUCUAACAGACUCACCCUUUUCAGCUCUGGAUUAGAUGAACCCAGAGCCAUUGUCGUGGAUCCCUCCUCACCAAUUUCUGUUAAUUUUUCACUCCCAAUGUCAGCUUCCAAAACUUGCAGUUCAAACCAGUUUACUUGUGGAAAUCAGCAGUGUAUUCCAAGGCGCUGGAGAUGUGAUGGAGAUGAAGACUGUCCUGAUAGGUCAGAUGAAGCUGGUUGUGUAAAUGUAACAUCUCGUCCAUCCACUUGCUCGGCAAAAAUGUUUCACUGUGCUGAGGGACACUGCAUUCAAGGCCAGUGGCGGUGUGAUGGAGAAGAUGAUUGUCCUGAUGGAUCUGAUGAGCAAGGAUGCCCUGUUGGAAACUGCACCAGUGACCAGUUUUCUUGUCAUGGUGGAGGUUGUAUACUAAGCUCUAAAAAAUGUGACGGGACAUCAGACUGUGAGGAUGGCUCAGAUGAGUCAAAUUGUGUUACAUGUACAGAGGAAGAAUUCAAGUGUGGAAGCACACAAUUAUGCAUUGAAAAAACCAAACUCUGCAAUGGAAGAAAAGACUGCCCCAAUGGAGAGGAUGAAGAGCAGAAUUGCGAUAUUAAUGAAUGUAUGGACCAUAAUGGCCACUGCCAACAUACUUGUACUGAUUUAACAUUUGGCUAUAAAUGCUCUUGCCAUACUGGCUUCACCUUGGCUGAAAACAAGAGAACAUGUGAUGAUAUCAAUGAGUGUGAUGUGUAUGGACAGUGCACUCAACAGUGUACCAACACAAAAGGAAGCUACAAGUGUACUUGUAAACCAGGUUAUGGUUUGGAGCCUGAUAAAAAGACGUGCAGAGCUUUAGAGCAUACACCAUACCUGCUGUUUUCAACACAACACAGCAUUCGCAAGCUUCCCUUGGAUGCUAGCUCCAACGAGUACACUGACGUUGUCGUUGAUCAGAAAGGUAUUGUUGGUCUUGACUAUGACUACUACAACAACUAUGUGUACUGGACAGAUGUGAGAGAAGAGAAGAUUUGCCGUGCUCACAUUCCAAGCCCAGGAUCAGAUGCAGUUCACUGCGACCAGAUUGUGUCCCGUGUUCACACCCCUGAUGGCAUUGCUAUUGACUGGGUCGGCAAAAAAAUGUACUGGACAGAUGGAGGCUACAACAUGAUUGAAGUGGCCGAACUUGAUGGUUCUAACAGACUCACCCUUUUCAGCUCUGGAUUAGAUGAACCCAGAGCCAUUGUCGUGGAUCCCUUGUAUGGGAACCUGUUUUGGACUGACUGGGGGGAUCACCCAAGGAUCGAAAAGGCAGGCAUGGAUGGUGACCCUGCUACAAGACAAGUGAUUGUCUCUGAUCAGAUUGGCUGGGCAAAUGGCAUGGCAAUUGAUUACACCCUGAAAAGACUAUAUUGGGCUGAUGCUAAGUUAAAGAAGAUAGAGUCAUGCAAGUACAAUGGUUUAGACCGUCGUGUCAUUGCCAGAAUCGCUCCACAUCACCCAUUUGGACUGGGUGUGUUUGAGAACCACUUGUACUACACAGAUUGGUUCAAGUUUGGCAAGGGAAUCAAAAAGCUAAACAAAUUCACUGGCGGUGAAAAACAGAACAUCAAGCCCACCCUGUGGUCCCAUAUGGACAUCCACGUGUAUCAUCCUCUUCGUCAGCCAAAUGCCACCAACCCAUGUGAAGUGAACAAUGGUGGAUGCAGCCACUUGUGCCUAUUGGCCAAUAUUGAGAUCAAGUCUCAUACGUGCCGCUGCCCUAAUGGCAUGAACACAACUGACAAUGGCAUAACAUGUACUGGAACUCCUGUCACAGUCCAACCAACCCCCAGGACAAAAUCAUCUGAAUCUAAAACAACAACACUGGCAUCAACUGCAGUAACAGCUCAGGUGUCUAAAUCCACAGCAAAAACCACUCAAGGUACUACUAGGUCCAAUGUACCUGUGUCCAAGCCUUCAAAAAAACCAUCCAAUGCAACUCCAAACUCUACCACAUCCAACAUACCAGUCUCCAAACCUUCUAGUGCACCAACUGCAACAAAGAGUACUAGGACUUAUAACACAACUGAAGGAAUUGUGGAAUUUAGAAAAGCUGAUGAAUCAGAGACGAGUGCUCUUUCUGCAGGAGUGAUAGCUGGUAUUAUUAUUGUUGUACUCCUGGUUAUCAUCCUUGUGGUUGUUGCCACUUGGUAUGUACGCAGCCGGUCUCGUUUCUACGGAGGAACUAGUAUCAGCUACUACAAAGAUAUGACUACCAAACCUCUAGAGGAAGACUUUGAUGAUGACGAGACCACUAAAGUCUUUGAUGACAGAGGAUCUCGUGAAAAGGUUGAAUUUGCUUAAAACAUGGUUAAGGUGAUAAUGGUCUUGUUAUUGGUCAGGGCUCAAAAUAAUGGCCGGUCAACCGACAAUGUGAAGCCAGAAUGGUGACUUGACCAGCCUAAAACUUCACUUGCCAGUCAUGCUGACCAGUCAUGUCAUGUUGAGAUGGUCACGAUGUUCAUUCUUGAAUAAACAAUUAAAUCUUCAACUGUAAAUCAUAGAUUUAAAUCUCUUUUUUAUUAUGACCUCUCACAUGAAAACAUACACCAACGGGUAUUUGUUCGAACGGCUGAAAAUCGUUUGUUUGCUGUUUGUCAUGCAUUCAAAAUCGAUAGGAAUGCCGUUCAAAUUACUGGGGUUAUCCAGUCAGACAAAGUAUUCAUCCAUUCAAACAACUUCUGGUAUCCGUUCGAAAAAAGUUUUUAUCUGUUAGGACAGCAGAGGUUUUCAAUUCAGAAUUCAAAACAAUUCAACCUUUCGAACAGCAGAGGUUUCCCAUACAGCAAAGGGAAUCCGAUCAGAGUCAGCUCAGUUUUUGUGACCCUUUAGACUUGUCAAAAAGCACCUCUCUUUGUUGGCGUAUAGUUCGAAGGUAUUGCUCUUCAGUUGUCACUUUCACUGCACAAAAAUUGACGAACAAGUUGCCAAAACAAAACUUUUCACUCGAUUGUCAAGUUAUUUCCAGCUUAGACACUAUGGGACUCUGAGACAUCAAAACAUGUCUGCUUCGUUUCCAUCAACCUGUAAAUGUAACAUUGAGCACAAACCCAGUAUCUUAUUUAGAACUUUACAGUUACAAAAUGGACGAAAAUAAUUAUGUACCAACAAAAAACCCGAAGGCCUUUUCAGUAUCUGUAUCAGUAAAGUUAUUUUAUUCACGAAUUAUAUUUGAGACACUCUCAAGUCAUUGUUUAGCAUGUGACCAAAAUCUACCCACUUUCAGUGGUAAAAUCUACUGAAUGAUAGUGAUCAUUAGUUCUUUGUGAACAAAACGUCUCUAGAAUAUGACUACAACAGAGUUUAGAUUUUUAUGUCUUACACUUAAGUUCUUUUAUUGUAGUCACAUCAUUAAGAAGCUUCCCAACACCUGUAUAACUGUAGCUGUAUUCAUAGUAACACAAUGAUUUGUUGUGCGUUUGCACGAGUGAGAAUUGAGGAAACAUAAACUUCUUCUUCAGCUGUAUUAGUUUACCAAGUUAUUUCUGAAGCCCAAAAUUAGGAUCUGAUGCAUGUUUGGAUUCAUUUCCGUUUUGAUGGACAUCGUAAAGACUUUGUAGAACAUCAAAAAACAGCUCAUGGAAUUCAAUAUACCGAUCGAAAAUUCGAAGUUUCAUCAAAUGUGCAUUUGUUCAAUACUUUUUCUUCGGCAGGUGGCAACAAUCCACUGGCACCGUGCCACUUCAUUGAGCUGCUGAGCCCUGCCAUGGCUAUCUUUGGUUAAGUUUUAAGCUGUUCUUUUGUAUUAAGCCAAUCUUUAAAUGGUCUAGCAAUGACUGGAACAAACAAAUUAUAUUUGUGGGUUUAAUUAGGCUAAUAUUAAUUUUUUAAAAAAUAUCUUGACCGGUCAGAAACAAGAUGUGACUGAGCUAAAAUUCACAGUCUGAAAAUUAUUUUGAGCCCUGUUGGUAUAAUUUAUUUGUAAUUUAUUCAGUAUCCACUUCCAAUUUUUGUUGAGCUUUCUUUCUUUUUGUGUAUGAGGUCUUGACAUCUAAGUCAAGUGUCUUAGUGUGAUUGCACCAUCCAAGACUCCUUUUCUCUUGGUAUAAGAUAUAGUAAAUGAAAAAGAAAAAAACAACACAAAGACAAAACCAAAAAUAUUUAAAAGAAGGACAGUUGUCUUUCUAACUGUGAUGUCACUAAUAGUGAUUAAAAUAUUAUAUUUAAACAAUCUAAAUUUAACUUAUAUUCCAAAAGAUCUUUCUUGGAAUUGGAAGUUUGUCAUUAUAUUUUCUUUUUGUAAUUGUUAUAUAUAUUGUUAAGUAGGAGAGUCGUGUUAAUGUAUUGAUCAAAAAAGAAAGUUAAGUUAACACUAAUUCCAUAGAGUACCACUAAAGUGAGUUCAUAUCUUGAAUAGCUUGUCGCAAGUAUAGUAAUAUCCAAGAUGUAUGUUGAGAGAUUUAUUCAUUAUUUUAAUUAUUUUUUUGAGAACUUUGCUGAAGUGACAUGCUAAUUAAGGCAGUCAAUUGUGAUUUAUUACUUAAGCAUUGAACAGCAGAUUGGGGGACAAUAAGUAUUGUCCAUCUCAAGCUGCGCUGAUCCAGUGGAGAGGAGAUUAUGUUAUGAACAUAUUUUCCCACGUUUUUGCAGCAGGGGUUCAAUGAGGUAAAAAUCCUUUUUUGCUCCCUAGCUUUAGCCUUCUCAUUAGUGAGAGGGAAUUUUAUCGGUUUUGCCCCAUAGUGAGUUCACCCCCACUAGGUUGGCCCCCAUCUAAACUCGCUAUAAAUUUUCUUUUCAAACUCAAUCUGGUUAGGAGCAAACUUGAUCUGGUUGGGGGCGAACUCUAUCUGGUUGGCGAACUCUAUCUCUAUCUCUAUCUCGAAGAUAUUAGCUCAAUAGAGCUACUCUGAUAAUUCGAGUUGAAAUAAAGUGUAUGCAUGUAUGUAUGUAUGUGGGGGUGAACUCACUAUGGGGAAAAACCGGCAGCUACCGUGAGAGGUAUAAAUUAGUACUAGUCAAAUGCAUACAUGGAGCCAAGUUGUGGACGACUGUUCAAUGGAGUCCACAACUGGGUUUCAGAGCAUUGACAUAUCGGAUGUGACACAUGAAAUUUCAUAUCAGUAAUAUGGAUAUAUAUAUUACGGAAAUGUCGAAAUGUAAAUAUUAUGUACAUUUUCAAGCUUUAAAAUUGUUAUUGUUAACCCAAAAGAGUAAGCCAGCUAGACUGGUAUUAUAGAAAAAAAUUUAACUACGAUACUUGAAAAUUGUAUACAUCUUCUUAUGUCAGAGUUCAGUUUGUUCCCGAAAGUUGCAAAGAUGGGCGAAUGCUGGGUUUAAUAUCGCUUAUUAUAAUUUGUUUGAUAGUUUUUGUGAAAGAUACCAGAGCUGGCUUCGGUGUCAAUAAUAUUUUUCUACCUUUCUUGUGUAAUUCAAUAAUUAAGCAAAGUGUUGUGCAGGACGCGACAUUUAAUGCGUAAAUUGCUGAGCAUUUUUGUUGCAAAUCUAAAGGAAAACAGUCGUAUCCCCCAUACGGGGGCAUCUUUUUCUGGUCCUCCCACAUUAGGCGUCAAAUGUAUCAUUUGUAGCUAGCACCAUGAAAAAGUGCCCCUUUACGAGACGGGUCAUAAAACAAGGGAGUGUAUCUAAGUAUAUAAAAGAAAUUGUAAUCUACCGAAAAAGGGUCUAAAAUAACUAAGCGCCAGUGCAUGGUAAGAAUUUGUCCAAGUUUGUUUCUUUUGUUUUGGCAAGGGAAAACUCGAUGAGAAGAUGUGUGCAAAAUAAUUUCUUUUGAAUCGUUUGUAAUUGUUGAUGUUAACUUUACAUUGAAAAGAGGUAAACUCAAAAGUACAGCAUAUCAAUUAUUUAUCGUUUUGUAAUCAACUAUAUUGUUUUCGUAAAACUCCCGAUAAAUAAUGCCUUAUUUCAGUAUUUCUAACUCUUUCGUUGGUCAGUUUCACUUUAUCGGGGGGUGUAGACCUGUUGUCUGGUGUCAUCGUAGCGGAUGAAAACAAAAUACUCUGUAGUAGUGCUCCAGAGUAUCCUAGUACAAUACAGCUAGUAAACAAGCGAGUCGAUAAUUAUUGUUACUUUACACGGCAGUUCUGCAAUGAUAGUGUUAAAUAAAGCGAAGGCAAGGUAUAAUUCCGUAUAGCCAAUCACGGCGAAGAACGCAAAGAGCCAAUCAGAUGUCCAUGAAAAACAUCCACCGGAGCCGAGCGCGGGAAAAGCAAAACUAGUUUUGGCUUUGUCCGCUAAUGGUCUAACAGAAUCACCCGUGCUGUGAUUGAUUGGCUUGAACGGAUUACACCACCUUUUUAAAAGCAGUUUUCAGGAGUUGAGCAGUAGCCCUAAUACCUUCUGCCUUUAAAGUCUUGAUUGAAAUAAGGUAAUGGUAUAUAACGAUGUUUCACAGUGAAACAAAAGAGUAUCGUUAGUCGUGAAGUUGACGCAUGUAAUGUUGAUUCACACUGACCGAAUCAUUUUAUUAUCGUUGAGUCACUGUAAAUCAUUCUUUAUGUUCUCACUAUGUUUUGCUUCUGUUAUCGUAAAUUUCGCCCUUUUCAAGUUUACAUGGGAUGAUUUUACUUAACCCGCGAAGGAGUUACGGGAGAAAUACACAGUCACGAUUUCUAUUUUGCUGUUCGUUUGGAUCUAAAUAGACGCGAACUCUGUUGUUUCACGGGUUAAGUAGUAUCGCUCGAAAUAGUUGAGCCUAAAUGUAUAGAUAAAGUAGUCUGUAAUGAUGGAAAGUAUAUAAUAAUCUGCUUUGUAUAUUUGCAAAAAUAAACGUAAACAUCUAUUGAAUGUUGAAA